Messenger RNA from Chrysochloris asiatica (Cape golden mole), 1813 nucleotides. RefSeq names its product FK506 binding protein 10, 65 kDa (gene FKBP10). The transcript is spliced from 10 exons. Lineage: Eukaryota; Metazoa; Chordata; Mammalia; Afrosoricida; Chrysochloridae. Bases 65 to 1813 code for a protein of 582 amino acids. Gene Ontology annotation, molecular function: peptidyl-prolyl cis-trans isomerase activity; calcium ion binding. The record is from RefSeq and is a predicted model, not a curated record.
AGGAGGUUGGCCGUGGCGGCUCCCUAGCACGUCCUCACUGCCGACUAUCCCAGCUCCAGGCACUAUGUCCCCCACGGGCCCCCCCAGCCACACCCUCCGCCGGCUCCCCUUGCUGCAGUUGCUGCUGCUGCUGGUGCAGGCCGUGGGGAGGGGGCUGGGUCGUGCCAGCCCGGCCGGGGGCCCCCUGGAAGAUGUGGUCAUCGAGAGGUACCACAUCCCCAGGGCCUGUCCUCGGGAGGUGCAGAUGGGGGACUUUGUGCGGUACCACUACAACGGCACAUUCGAGGACGGCAAAAAGUUUGACUCGAGCUAUGACCGAAGUACUUUGGUGGCCAUUGUGGUGGGCGUGGGACGCCUCAUCACUGGCAUGGAUCGAGGCCUCAUGGGCAUGUGUGUCAACGAGCGGCGGCGUCUCAUUGUGCCUCCCCACCUGGGCUAUGGCAGCAUCGGUGUGGCGGGGCUAAUCCCCCCAGAUGCCACCCUCUACUUCGACGUGGUCCUACUGGACGUGUGGAACAAGGAGGACACUGUGCAGGUGAGCACCUUGCUGCGGCCUACUCACUGCCCCCGCAUGGUCCAGGACAGUGAUUUUGUCCGUUACCACUACAAUGGCACACUGUUGGAUGGCACCGCCUUCGACUCCAGCUACAGUAGGGGCGGCACUUACGACACCUACGUGGGCUCUGGCUGGCUGAUCAAGGGCAUGGACCAGGGGCUGCUGAGCAUGUGUCCUGGAGAGAGAAGGAAGGUCAUCAUCCCUCCAUUCCUGGCCUAUGGCGAAAAAGGCUAUGGGACUGUGAUCCCUCCACAGGCAUCCCUGGUCUUCCAUGUUCUGCUGAUUGACGUCCACAACCCAAAGGACACUGUCCAACUAGAGACGCUGGAGCUACCCCCUGGCUGUGUCCGGAGAGCUGUGGCUGGGGACUUCAUGCGUUAUCAUUACAACGGCUCAUUGAUGGAUGGCACCCGCUUUGAUUCUAGCUACUCCCGCAACCACACCUACAAUACCUAUAUCGGGCAGGGUUACAUCAUCUCUGGGAUGGACCAAGGGCUACAGGGCGCCUGUAUGGGGGAGCGUCGGAGGAUCACCAUCCCCCCCCACCUGGCCUAUGGGGAGAAUGGAACAGGAGACAAGAUUCCUGGCUCUGCUGUGCUCAUCUUCGAUGUCCAUGUCAUUGACUUCCACAACCCUGCAGACUUGGUGGAAAUCAAGACACUGUCCCGGCCCCCGGAGACCUGCAAUGAGACCUCCAAACUUGGGGACUUUGUUCGAUACCAUUACAACUGCUCUCUGAUGGAUGGCACCAAACUGUUCUCCUCCCAUAACUACGGGAACCCCCAGGAGGCAACACUCGGGGCCAACAAGGUGAUCACCGGCCUGGACACGGGCCUGCAGGGCAUGUGUGUGGGAGAGAGGCGGCAGCUUGUGGUACCCCCGCACCUGGCCCACGGAGAGAGUGGAGCCCGAGGGGUUCCUGGAAGUGCUGUCCUGCUGUUUGAGGUGGAGUUGCUGUCCCGGGAGGAGGGGAUCCCUGAAGGCUACCUGUUUGUGUGGCAUGAGGACCCACCAGCCAACCUGUUUGAAGACAUGGACCUCAACAAGGAUGGAGAGGUUCCCCCAGAGGAGUUCUCCACCUUCAUCAAGGCUCAAGUGAAAGAGGGCAAGGGACGCCUCAUGCCUGGGCAGGACCCUGAGAAAACCAUAGGUGACAUGUUCCAGAACCAGGACCGCAACCAGGAUGGCAAGGUCACUGCAGAGGAACUCAAGCUGAAGUCAGAUGAAGACCGGGAGCGAGUCCAUGAGGAGCUCUGA